CAGUUCACACUCAGUUCCAUCGUGUUCAUUAAUUUACGUGCAGUAAAUGAUGUAUAUCCGAAUAUAAUACAUGGUUAUAUACAUGUCUAAGUAUCAGCUGAUGGGGAGAGUUAUUUUAUUGGUUGUAUUACUGUAGAAUGCUGUACAUGCUAGGAAAAAAGUGAUAUUCAGUCAAGGGUAGAGAAAAUUGAUUAAUUCGCUUGAAGCACUCAAUGGAAUAAUGAUAAUUUACUACUGGUUCAUUUCUAUAUGCACUGGAUCUUAAAAGUCUUCUCAUCUCUAUUGGUACUCUAUUGGUUUAUAACGUCUCCAUUGGAAACUUCAUUUAUUAUCGUUAUGUUGUUUGUGAUGAUGCGGUAGCUGAGUAUUCUCGUUAGCCUAUGUGGAUUGUUGAUGAGAGUCAGCCAACAUGGCCAUCUAUACAUCUAUUGAUCCUCUGCCUCGGAGCACAAUACAGUAAGAUCUAAUUCGUUUGUAAGCAGUAAGAGAAAAAGGAGGCAGCUAGGCUGACAUUUCUUAAGACUAGCUCUAACAGAUGGCCAGGAUGUAGUAAUAGAUCAUUAUACUGUUUGGAAUUCGUCAUAGCUGUAUUUUAUUCUUAUCCUACGUCAGCGUCUGCAGCUGAGCUACUUCUAGAAAUUUUAACCUAUUCAGCAAUUUUCUCAUUUCAUCUAUGGAGCAUAUCUGAGCAAUAUAGUAUAAAGCAAGCCAAGUAUAUAGACAAGUGAGAGUCGGAUAUUGUGAAACUUAACUCAUCUUAAAGUAGGCAUUUCCCGGCCUAUAUGAAAAAUGACAAUUUAUGGUACCUAUGUAUGGAAUGCGUACCAGAUUGAAUGAUUUUCAUCAUCUUUCAUGGAGAAAGAUUUUACGAGGCGAUAAGUACAAUUUUUCCUGUGAUGUUAAUUUUGAAUCCUUAAAUUCAUUUUGGAAUUAUAUGUUUGAGGUUUCUAUUUUACAAGCAGACAUUUAAGUGGAUAUAUUGACUGCAGUAGGCUAUUUUUUUUACUCCAUUAAACCAAAGAAAUUGCAAACAUGUUUGGGCUCAUGACAGAAGACGAUGAGGAAGGGAAGGGGGCAGCAAAUGGGAAUAAGGAAGGUGGUGAAGAAGGGGAACAAGUUCAGGAAGUGAACCCAAUCGAUGCAAAAACAAUAGAGUCACUCGAGAGCACGAGACGUAUGCUCACACUUGUGGAGGAGGCGAAGGAUUCGGGCCUCAACACCCUUGUUAUGUUGGAUGAACAAGGAGAACAACUGGACCGAAUCGAGGAGGGGAUGGAACAGAUUAACGCCGACAUGAAAGAAGCGGAGGAGAAUCUUGCCGGUCUUGAGGCAUGCUGUGGACUUUGUACUUGCCCAUGGAAAAAAAUCUUCAACUUUGAAGGCGGUGAGGACUACAAGAAAACAUGGAAUGCUGACAGUGACGGGGCAGCAGGUGGUCAACCAAUGCGUGUGGGAGAUGACCGGGACGCCUGCACGGCUAACUCAUCUUAUAUCACAAAGAUAACUCAUGAUGCCCGAGAAGAUGAAAUGGACGAGAACAUUGGGCAAGUGCAUUCCUUAGUGGGAAAUCUACGCCAUAUGGCCCUUGAUAUGCAAAAUGAGAUCUCGGGACAGAAUCAGCAAAUCGACCGCAUUAACACUAAGGCGCAAUCGAACGUGGGCCGCAUAUCGGUGGCCAAUGAAAGAGCAGCUAAGCUACUUAAAUAGAAUGCCGCUUCAAAAAUGAAAGGCUAAUUACCCAAGCUUUGCAACACAACAAGUGUCAACGAAAAUACAUAUUGGUCAAGUGACCAUGCAUCAAGAAUAAUGUCGCAUUAUAUAUUUGAUUUGAACUAACUUAUAGCAAGGCCUUGUAGAACCCCAACAUACUCAGUUCCAAUAUGUGUAGCAUUUAGUGGUAAUUCAACGUGUGAUAUUUCCUAUGUUAUAUUACCGUACAUAGAAGAAAAAUUAAUAAUACUGUAUGUACUAGAACAGAAGCAAAAAUCUACUGUAUAAAGUUAGAAUUAUUUUUGAAAUUUAUUCCUGCCAAUGAACAAUUUACACCUUUCAAGAAAUGUGUAAUUUGUUAUGUACAACACACACCACAAUUACAUUGGAACUGAGUUUGGUUAAAUCUAGAAUAGCCACCUUUUGACUUAGCCUGUGCACCAGAUUCCCCCCUCCAUCUAAAUAGUGUUAUCGUAGUUUAAAAGAGCAGAUAUCUUGCAAUAGGACAUAGGUAAUUCUAUUUAUACUUUGAGGAUCAUCAUAUCCUAAUAGUGCACAUAGUUUACUAUAUGGUUGUUCUUGAAAUGGUCUUUUAGAACAGAGAAGUACAAGAUUCAAUACAUAUUUAUGUUUAUUUGUGUUGCCUUCCAGUUGUAAACAUAAUGUGGUAUAAUGCUUUCAGUGUGGUGUUACAUUCCUAUACUAUCAUUUCACGCCCACCUUUAAAACAAUCUUGUCAAAUUGUGCAAUAUUAUUUUAAUUGAUAGAGCAUUCCAGCGAAAAAUUAAAAGUUUUAGGUGAAUGCUCCUUUGGCUGCAGGGGUAUUUUCUUUAAUUCUAUUCGGUGCCGUAUUCACCAUCUUAUUAGGGGUAAUUACAGAGGAAGGGGAAGGUUAAGCAAACAUAGGGAAUACAGUUUGAACAUUUGUCAAGCAUUAGCUCUCCUUGAUUAACCAUCCCAUAUCCUCUAAAUAACCAUAUCCUAUGACAUCCAUAAUGUCAUCCCAUCAUAUAAAGAGUUUUUAAGUCCAUAUAAUUUAUCUAACUUUAACUUUUUUCUUUUAAAAAAUCUAUAUUUAUUUAGUCCCUUUGUGUGAACUUGUCUAUUUUAAUUAAUAUUUAAUCAAAUGUAUUUGUGGCAUGCUCCCACAAAAACUUACUUUUUUUUGAAAAUUUAAUUGGUUUAAUUAUCACGUUCUCUGUUUAGUCAGCUUGAUAUAUAUAAAACAAAUUUUGGGUUAAGAACAUCUUUAACAUAUAGGUAGGCAAUUAUAUGAUACAGUAUUAGCAUUACUAACAUCCUUAAAGUGUUUAUGAUGCAUAUGCAUGGCUACACAUGAGUGGUUUAACAUGCAUACCAAACAUUACCUAAACAUCUAAAGGCAGGUUAUAAAAAUUGAAGCAAAACUCGUAGCUUCCAAAUGUCAAAAUUUCUUCACAUGAAAUAUUUUUAAUGAAGAAACUUCAGUCGGAAUCUCAUAAAUAAUAUUUUUGGGCCUGACGUUGAUUUUCUCGAAAUGUCAACCUGCAACUUAGUUCAUAGGUUCAUGGGAACAUGUCACAUUUACGAUUUACGUCAGUGAAAAAUAUGUGAGGGAGUGUUUUUAUAGACUAAACAUUUGAUUAUUGCUGUAUACUAUGUCUAACAUGGCUACUCUUGUAUUAUUAUUUCUUAUGAUUUUGUUUAUUGUAUUAUUUAUUGUAUUUUCUUUAUUUAUUGUUUUAAAAAGUGGUGAUAGAUAAUUAAGAAACUAUUUCCUACCUAGGUGUAUUUUGUCUCUAUAAAAUCCAAUUUCUGUUCUCUGGAAUUGGGUUUUCCCCAUCAUUUCUUAAUUCAUUCAUUCCAACUAGCCUACCAACAUUUAAGUUAAAUUCAGUUAAUAUGUCUCUUUAUUUGGGUACAAUGUAAGUGUAAAUAAUAUAUAAAAUUUCAUAUGUUUAGCUGUUAACAUUUUAGUUGAUAGUCCUUUUAAAGAUUAUAAGCCUGGUUGUACAUUAUUUCGUUUAUUGUAGCUUAGGAUUUGUUCAACCAGGCCAUAUAGGUACAGUAGCAGUAUUAUAAGAACAAAUGAAGACUUUAUGUGCUAUAGAAGAUGAUGUUUUAUGCUGUGUUACUUUUCCUCUUGAGCUUGAACUUAACAUCACCCCACUCUCGCGUACUCAUGUUGCUAUCCCUGUUGCUUAUCCCUCUACCCCUCAGCCUGCACCCAACACAGACAUAGCCCUUUAUAUUCCUCUGCUUUCCACCAUCCAUAAGGUACCUAAUGUCAGUUAACAUGCUUAACGAUCAAUUUUAAACGCUGUAUCUUUUGUUCUUGUGUAGUUCGUGGAAAUAGUGCGUUGUAUUGUAUAUUUAUAGAUACAGUAUAUAUGUAUAUAGAUUAAGUUUGAGCUAGUCUGAUAGUCUAAAGUUGCUUUAAGAUGCUUUGACAUUUUAGUUUAAGAUAGACAAAAAUUUUGUUUUGCAUUUGAUUUUGUGAUAAUAUAUACCAGUGAAAGCUUUGAAUAUUUAAUAUUUUAACCUUUAUUAUCCAAACUACAGCCUUUUAAGCCAUAUAUUUUUGUUUUCAAGUGUUAUCCUCAAAUAGGUUGAUUAUUUUUUAAUUUUAAUAGAAUGAUUAUAGAAUAAUAAACUUUCAAAUUAUUUCCACCGCCAAUGUGAUGAAAAACAUUUCUUCAUUCUCCCUACAUCCUGAUUGUUUAUACAACUAUUCCUGUAGAAGAAUGAAACUCCAACCAUUCACAAUGUUCAUGUUUGUAUCAUCUAUAAGUGCAUGAUUUAUCGAUAUUUUUGAUGUAUAUUUUGCAUGCUAUUAAUCUAUAUUUUCCUAUUUCUAUAUGGUUUUAUUUUCAACAUACUUGUCGUUUUAAAGCAAGUCUCAAGAAGUAGGCUGCUCUCUGUGUCUACUUAGCGCUAGUGUCUGCUUAUUUCAGGAAGGUUGAUACUACAUAAUUAUUUCUUCAUGUUUUAUUUUACUUGAUGUAGUAAAUUUUCUGUGCAUUUUGAUUCUUUAUAUUUUUCAUGUCUUUUUGUUACAUAACCAUACUUACUGAAUUUUCUGUUGAUAUUUUCUAGGCCGCAUCCAACAAUGCUCGAAUAGAAUUGGCAGACAAGAGAGCAAAGGAUAUAAUAAGAAAACAGUAACACUAAAAGAAUGAAGACUGCCCUCUAGUGACAGAACUGUUUCAAAUGUUGUGUUUUGUGCUAAAAUUUUCUACUUCAGUUUCAAAAUGGUUUAAUCAACAUAAUUGAAACAAUUUUGAAUAUCAAAGAAAAAAUGUAAAACUUUAUAAAAAAAAAAAGAUUAAAAAAAUUAUUACAAGUAUAAGUAAAGUAAUAAGUAAAUCCCAAGUUUAUUAACUAACGAUCAAUAUUUCAAAAUCUAUC
Anneissia japonica is the source of this 5097-nucleotide messenger RNA. Its product is annotated as synaptosomal-associated protein 25-like. Gene Ontology annotation, cellular component: SNARE complex; plasma membrane. Bases 1033 to 1707 code for a protein of 224 amino acids. Gene Ontology annotation, molecular function: SNAP receptor activity; syntaxin binding. The transcript has 7 exons. The record is from RefSeq and is a predicted model, not a curated record. Lineage: Eukaryota; Metazoa; Echinodermata; Crinoidea; Comatulida; Comatulidae. Gene Ontology annotation, biological process: synaptic vesicle priming; synaptic vesicle fusion to presynaptic active zone membrane; exocytosis.